AUGGAUGAAAAGUCCAACAAUAGCCGGCUUCUGUUGGCCCUAUUGAUGGCGCUCUUGUUUGGUAUAAUUGUGUUACAGUAUGUGUGUCCUGGCACCGAUUGCCAACUGCAGCUACGCUUGAGUUCGCUAUCCAAAUUGCGUGAAACUACAUUGGAGACUCGUAUAGGAAGAGUUGACAGCAGUAGAAGAGAAGUUGCUGGAAGUGACCCGUACAUUUCAGUAGACGUCGCUCUUGCCCGAUUCGUGCCGCAGUUUAAUUUCUCCACGAACGACCUGGGGCGCACAGUUGACUUCGAUAUUAAGGGCGAUGAUUUGAUCGUGUUUUUACACAUCCAAAAGACCGGGGGCACCACAUUUGGUCGCCACCUAGUGCGCAAUAUUCAGCUGGAGAGACCAUGUGAAUGUCGGGCUGGCCAGAAGAGGUGCACCUGUUAUCGACCAGGUAAGCGGGAGACCUGGCUGUUCUCACGCUUUUCGACCGGUUGGAGCUGUGGGCUGCACGCGGACUGGACCGAGCUCACCAGCUGCGUACCCUCGCGUAUUGACAUUGCAGAGCGGCCCAACAUGCAGAAAGUUCCCAGGAAGUACUACUACAUUACCAUCUUGCGGGAUCCGGUGUGGCGCUACUUGAGCGAGUGGCGUCACGUGCAGCGGGGGGCCACCUGGAAAGCCUCCCCGCACGUGUGCGCUGGGCGCGCGCCGACGCCGGCCGAGCUGCCCAGCUGUUACCCGGGCGACGACUGGUCCGGCUGCUCCCUGGAGGACUUCAUGGGCUGCCCCUACAACCUGGCCAACAACAGGAUGACGCGCAUGCUGGCCGACCUCAGCCUGGUGGGCUGCUACAACCUGUCGGCCACCAGUGAGCCCGAGCGUGGCGCCGCCCUGCUGGACAGCGCCAAGCGCAACCUGAAGGGCAUGGCCUUCUUCGGCCUGACCGAGUUCCAGCACCAGACGCAGUACCUGUUCGAGCGCAGCUUCCGGCUGGAGUUCAUCGCGCCCUUCGCCCAGCUGAACGGCACGCGCGCGGCCGGCGUGGAGGCGGGGCCUGAGACGCGCCGGCGAAUCGGGGAGCUGAACCGGUGGGACGUGGAGCUGUACGGGUGGGCCCGCGACCUCUUCCUGCAGCGCUUCCAGUUCGCCCGGCAGCAGGAGCGCAGAGAGGCACGCCAGCGCGGGCGGCAGGAGGUUAGGAGAAAUCGCUACAAGGAGCAGCAGAGGGCACGGCUACUGAGACCCCAAAGGCUCGAGCCACACUUCCCUCCUACUCUGGUCCAAUGGGAGGACGGAUAGA
Molecule: messenger RNA, 1291 nt
Organism: Conger conger (European conger)
Lineage: Eukaryota; Metazoa; Chordata; Actinopteri; Anguilliformes; Congridae
Product: heparan-sulfate 6-O-sulfotransferase 2-like
Exons: 2
Coding region: 1-1290 (429 amino acids)
Cellular component (GO): membrane
Molecular function (GO): heparan sulfate 6-sulfotransferase activity
Source: RefSeq, a predicted model, not a curated record